AUGAUAUCCCUAAGGGGCUUAUUGAUACUAGUUAGUAUACCGAUCAAAUUGACUCUUCUUGCUAUUAGGUACCCAUUUGUUGACGGGAUCAAUGAAAAGGUCCAAAAUAGCCUAACCAAUUCAUUGAAAGUGCAAUUCGUCCGACUUGCGCUAUCCUUGUCAGUGAAAGAUGCUGCUGAAGUUGGCGUAAUGAAGAACUGCUUCAUCAUUAAUCGAUUUUUAAAAUUUUUGUACCCUGGAUUAACUAAGUUGAACAAUUAUGGAAAGAGAUAUGAUAAGCAAAGUAUUUGGCUCGUUGAAGCUAAAAACAGGUCCAAAUCUGAUCCAAUCAUCAUCUAUUGUCAUGGAGGUGGCUACAUUUUUGAAACGCAACCAACGCAAAUUGAAGCAGUAUUGAGCUUUUACCAUUUGCUUGACAAUGAAAGGAAACAGAAAACUUCAAUAUUGGUACAAGAAUAUGGGUUGGCGGGUAAAGGAAAUUUCAUAGGUUCGCAAUUAUACGAGGUGGUUGCUACAUAUAAUAAAUUGGCUUCAGAAGGUAAUGACAAUAUUGUAUUGAUGGGUGAUUCUGCCGGUGGUAAUUUGGUAAUUGCGUUACUACAAUACUUGAAACAACAAAAGAACCCAAAAUUGCCAUGGCCAAAGUCUGCAGUUUUGAUUAGUCCUUGGGUCAAAAUUGUUCCCGAUGUGUAUCAGAUGGCUCCAGGACACUCGUACUAUGAGAAUGAAAAACGCGAUAUAUUGAAUGGGCGAUUUGCCGGAAACAAAGGACGAAUGAAGGCAAUGUUUGGAGUAAAUGAUUACAAAAGUCUAUUAGUAUCUCCCGGUAAUUUGCCAUACAAAGCUGACGACUGGAGCGACAUUCCUACAUUGAACAAUAAGGGAUUUUCAACAUUUGUUCUUGUUGGUGAACACGAGGUCUUUCGUGAUGAUAUACUAGAAUGGGCUAAACAUGCGAUUCAAUCAACAUUGGUGCCACAACCCGAUUCAAAUGGGGUAUUUGAUGCCAGAGUGCACGAGUACAAGAGUGAUGGUCAGGAUAAAGCUUACAUUGAUAUUGUUGUCGAGCCCUGGGGUAUUCACGAUGCUGUCGUUUUAUUUGAGAAUAACAUAAUUAGAAAAUUGAGGAAAGCACCAUUUUUGAAGGUAGAAAAUCUAGAUAAAGUAGAGUACUUUGGGGUCGUAAAGAUUGUUGAGUUUUUAAACAGGACUUUGAUUGUUGGUGAGGAAACAGAAAACCUCGUAAGACCAGUGCACACGGUAAUGAAAAGCUCGCCGGUGAGUGCAUGA
Lodderomyces parapsilosis is the source of this 1290-nucleotide messenger RNA. RefSeq lists its product as uncharacterized. NCBI's taxonomy places the organism in Eukaryota, Fungi, Ascomycota, Pichiomycetes, Serinales, Debaryomycetaceae. The transcript has a single exon. The coding region runs from base 1 to 1290 and encodes 429 amino acids. The record is from RefSeq and is a predicted model, not a curated record.